Molecule: messenger RNA, 555 nt
Organism: Vitis riparia (riverbank grape)
Lineage: Eukaryota; Viridiplantae; Streptophyta; Magnoliopsida; Vitales; Vitaceae
Product: aspartic proteinase CDR1-like
Exons: 2
Coding region: 1-555 (184 amino acids)
Cellular component (GO): extracellular region
Source: RefSeq, a predicted model, not a curated record
AUGGCAGACUUUGACCAUCCUGGCUUACUGUUCUCCAUUGUCAUUGCACUCUCUUUCGUUUCUGUUGCCCAUAUUUCAGCUGCAGAAGUGAAGAAUGGUAGGUUUAGUAUUGAUCUUAUCCAUAGAGAUUCUCCCAAGUCUCCCCUCUACAAUCCUUCUGAAACUCCUGCAGAGCGUUUAGACAGAUUUUUUCGACGUUUCAUGAGUUUUAGCGAAGCUUCAAUCUCCCCCAACACGCCUGAACCGCCAGUUCAUCAAACAAUGUGUCUGCCUUGUCUGUCAUGCUACAAGCAGAAAAACCCCAUGUUUGAUCCUUCAAAAUCUACCUCAUUUAAAGAAGUUUCUUGUGAGUCUCAACAAUGUCGUUUGCUUGAUACUGUUUCCUGUUCUCAGCCCCAAAAGCUCUGUGACUUCAGCUAUGGUUAUGGAGAUGGGUCUCUCACUCAAGGAGUUAUUGCAACAGAAACCUCACCCUCAACUCCAAUUCCGGCCAGCCAGCUUCCAUUCCCAACAUUGUGUUUGGCUGUGGACACAAUAAUCUGGGACUUUCAAUGA